Molecule: messenger RNA, 1387 nt
Organism: Bufo gargarizans (Asiatic toad)
Lineage: Eukaryota; Metazoa; Chordata; Amphibia; Anura; Bufonidae
Product: ubiquitin-conjugating enzyme E2 U-like
Exons: 11
Coding region: 162-1103 (313 amino acids)
Source: RefSeq, a predicted model, not a curated record
CGUCUAGCAGCGCUCCCACCGCCCGAUCUGGGGAGAUAUUCAUGGAAAGUGGAAGCAGGACUGAACGACAAUUAAUAUAAGAGAGAAAUCCAGAAACUGGGAGAUCGGGAUGUGGUGAGGGCGUCCGGAGACUCCUCUAUCGGAGCGCAGAGCCGGAGAACAUGCAUUCAAGAAGCUAUUUAUUACUAGAGAGGGAGUAUCAGGAGCUGCAGGACGCCCGGCUAUAUGGGAUUAGCGUGACGCCAAUAUCUGACAACUUGCUCAAAUGGAUAGUUCAAGUGCAGGGGCUGAAAGACUCGUUAUGGGAAGGGGCAGUUCUGCAACUCACCCUAACGUACACUGAGGAAUAUAACCACCAUCCUCCAAGUGUCAUAUUUAAUACCAUCCCAUUCCAUCCAAACGUUGAUCAAACGUCCGGGAAACCUUGCAUUGAUUUUUUGGAUAACCCAGCAGAAUGGAAUCCAGCCUACACCAUGACGUACAUCUCACUGGUGAUCCAGGCAAUGCUUUCCAAUCCAGUACUGGAAAAUGCAGUCAACCUGGAGGCAACCAACCUGGUGCUGAAUAAAGCAGAUCUGUACAGGCAGAUGGUUCUCAACUGUGUGAAGACCAGCAGAAUGAUUGAAGAUGGCUCAAUACAACGCAGCAACGUGAUGCGAAGGACCCCGCCCCCGCUCUGCACCCCCGCACCCAGGAAGAUAAAAUCUGUCUCCUUUGAGAAUUACCACAAGACGUGGAGUGAAAUUGCCACAUCAAAGACAGACCAGAGUGUAAAGCAUAAAAAAUCAAGAACAUCAACUAAAGAAUUGGAAGAGAUGAGGAAUGGAAAUAAAGUAUACAGCAUCUUUAUUCAUGGACUCCUUAGUGACCGGACGAGCAGAGCGGAGCAUGCUGGGGGAUGUACGCUGUGCAGAUUGACAGAGGGUCACAUUUUGGCAUCCAUUGUAGAUAUGAAAGCUGAUGCUGAGAGUAGUUUCCAGAAGAGGCAUCACACAGACAACACGCCGGCAUCAUCUGCCCGGGAGGCAGAACCACUGGAGGAUGAAGUGGACAAUUUGGUGGCCUGGACAAAUACCCUCAGCGCUGAGCUACUGGAAGACUGAUUGAUGGGCGGUUCCAUCCUUAAAAGUAUUAACCCCCAAUCCCUCUUACAUUGCCCAAUUAGGGGGAUAGAACUAAGUAGGGGAUAUAUUUGAUAACCAGUUGCUGACUGUUUUCCAUAGGAAGCAGCAGAACUGUGAGUGCAGCUCCGGAGUAUAAUAAAGAAAGUUGAGUAUCUAUGUCAUGUCCUGCUCCAUAUGAUUAGCACUGAUGUCUUGCAGACCUGAAGUUCUGGGUUCAAAUCCAACCAAGGGCAACAUCUGUAAUUUGAAAUUUGUAUGUUUUC